Malassezia restricta is the source of this 1992-nucleotide messenger RNA. RefSeq names its product transcription initiation factor TFIIF subunit alpha. The record is from RefSeq and is a predicted model, not a curated record. Gene Ontology annotation, molecular function: DNA binding; TFIIF-class transcription factor complex binding; RNA polymerase II general transcription initiation factor activity. Lineage: Eukaryota; Fungi; Basidiomycota; Malasseziomycetes; Malasseziales; Malasseziaceae. The transcript has a single exon. The coding region runs from base 1 to 1992 and encodes 663 amino acids. Gene Ontology annotation, biological process: transcription initiation at RNA polymerase II promoter; positive regulation of transcription elongation by RNA polymerase II. Gene Ontology annotation, cellular component: transcription factor TFIIF complex; nucleus.
AUGGAGGUGCAAGGGACGCGGCGAAUCUUAGGUAAGAAACGGUGCACGGAGCGACGCUUUUUCUGGACCAUGAAGCAGGAGGUCAAGGCGGAGGAUACCAAGCCCAGCGUGGCGCGCGGCUACCGCGACAUUCCGCUGUUUUCGUCGGGUGCGUCAGACAGUGUGACGCACCUUAUGAAGUUUGGCUCACAUACCCGCAUCGAUCCGAAUAAUGAGGCGCAGUUUACGCCACCUGUCAAGCUCAAUCGCAAGACGCCCCUUCGGCUCAAAAUGCCGCCGGCCAAGCCGGGCGAUCAGGUCAUAGACAAGUGGGGCAAGCCGGUGAUGACGACGGAGGGUAAGCCGCUGCUGUGGCCGUCGCACGACGUGGACCUGGAGCACAUACGCCCCUACCUCGAUCUCGAUAAGCCCCAGAGCAGCGAUGCGGCCGCUGACGGGGCAGGAUUCACGCGCCAUCGCCUUUUCCGCAAGCGAGUGCGUGAGGUGCACAAGUCAACGAGUGCUGCGCGACGCACACGCAAUGAGGAGUUUUAUCCGUGGGUGCUCGAAGAUUUUGAUACAGCGCAAGAAUGGGAAAGUUCGCGGGAGCCAUUACCAAAUAGCCUGCGGGCGCUUGAGGCAUGGUACGUGGCGGAACAGGAGCGCCGUGCGGAAGGUCGUGAGCCGAAGCCGAGCGUGAUAGAAGAGCCACGCAUCACGUCGGGCCUCGCGCCGCAUGCGCCGUGGGUCGGCCAGCUUGAGGGCGAGUCCGACGAGCAUUCCGCGUCGCAUCAUGUGCUCUUUGUGUUUGACGACCGCAAUGCCGGUGGCUUCAAGGUUGUGCCGGUCCGGCGGCAGUACAAAUUUAUGCCGCUGCAGAAGCAUAUGCUGAACAGCGAGCAGGUUGAGGAGGAAUUCGCGCGGCACCAAAAGAGUGCCGAGACGGAGCGCUGGCUUCUGCGUGAUCGAUACAAGACAGGGGCGGGUCUCGGCAGCAGCAGCGGCGGUGCAAGUCGCGGUGGGGAUGGGCGCCGCCUGCCGAUGCUGUCGCUGCCUGGCCAGCCGUCUCUCGGUUGGCAAAGCAGUGCGCAUCUUGUGGCAGUGCGCGGCGAACCUGAGCGAUCGCAGGUGGAUGAUGACGACCUGUUUGGGCCUGUGGUGAAGAAUGAGACGACCUAUGAUGAGCUCGACUACGAAGACACAUUUGCAGAUGACGAUGAGCGAGCCGAGGUACAGGACGAUGCCGAGGAUGCCGAGGCACGCGAACUGGAGGAGCGUCUCAAGCGCGAGAUGGUGGCAGAUCGACUGGAUGAUGGCGACGACGUCCAGAUCAAGAUGGAGCCGGAUGAUGCGAUCGCCGUCAACCGGCGCAGCGGUGCCGACAACUUGCUGGGGUCGGCGCAGUAUGGACGUCACGACGAUGCGAUGUUGACGGGCAGCGGUCGGCAGAUGCGCCGCAUCAUGAAGGCACUGAGUCGGCGUGAAGGUCUCGAUACGUAUGACAGCGACGAAGAGGCCAAGAAUCCAUAUGCGAGUGACGACGAUUCCGACGAUAAUGAUGACGACCUCGAUGUCUUGCACCCCGAGCGAGCCAUUCUCGAGGCGCGUGAAGAAAAGGCGCGGCGUGAGCGAGAGGCCAAGGAGCAAGCGUCGACUCCUCGAGCCGCGUCUCCGGAGGCGGAUGGCGGCGUGAAGCGCAAGAACGAUACGGCGUCGCGACCGGACGCCAAGAAGGCGCGGGUGGAUUCGCCACCACGAUCGGCGUCGCCGGUGCGUUCGCCGCUGGAGGCCGAGAUUGUGCAGCUGAUUUCGUCGGGCCAGGUGGCUACGACCAGCGACCUCGUCCAGCAUUUCCGCGCGCGACUCAAGCAGGACCUGUCACUCAAGGAACAGCUUAGUGCCGCCGUCAAGCGGAUCGCCUACAUGGACAAGAAGGAGAACAAGCUCAAGCUCAAGGAAUCGGCCAAAGUGUCUGACGCUGCAGCCACUUCUCCGCGCGAUAGUCGCCCUUAA